GUGACGCCCUCCGCGCUCCGCCCCCCCCGCUCCUGCUGCCGGCGCCGCCAGCUCGGCCCGGCGCGGGCGGGCGGUGCAGCCAUGGAGCAGGAGCGCGAGUGCCGGGUGCUCUCCAUCCAGAGCCACGUCGUCCGCGGCUACGUGGGCAACAAGGCGGCCACCUUCCCCUUGCAGGUUUUGGGAUUCGAAGUUGAUACGGUGAACUCUGUCCAGUUUUCAAACCACACAGGUUAUGCCCACUGGAAGGGUCAGGUGUUAAAUUCAGAUGAGCUUCAUGAACUGUACGACGGACUUAAGCUGAAUGAAGUCAACCGGUAUGAUUAUGUACUCACAGGAUAUACAAGAGACACAUCGUUUCUUGCAAUGGUGGUGGAUAUUGUCCAGGAGUUGAAGCAACAGAAUUCUAAUCUAGUGUAUGUAUGCGAUCCAGUGAUGGGUGACAAAUGGAAUGGAGAAGGCUCCAUGUAUGUGCCCAAGGAUCUCCUCCCAGUCUACAGGGACAAAGUCGUACCUGUUGCUGAUAUAAUUACUCCUAACCAGUUUGAAGCUGAGUUACUCACGGGCAGGAAGAUUCACACAGAAAAAGACGCUUUAGAGGUAAUGGAUAUGCUCCAUGCCAUGGGACCAGAGACUGUGGUGAUCACAAGCUCAGAUCUACAGGCACCUCUAGGAAACGACUACCUAAUUGCUCUGGGAAGCCACAGAAAAACUAAAGCAGAUGGUACCAAGAUGACACAAAGAAUUCGAAUGGAGUCUCCUAAGGUGGAUGCUGUCUUUGUUGGAACAGGAGACUUGUUUGCUGCUAUGCUUUUGGCAUGGACACAUAAGCAUCCAAACAAUUUGAAGGUGGCAUGUGAAAAGACUGUCUCAGCCAUGCAACAUGUUCUGCAAAGGACCAUUAAGAGUGCAAAAGCACAAGCUGGAGAAGGAAACAAACCAAACUCAGCCCAGCUGGAACUGAGAAUGGUCCAAAGCAAAAAGGACAUAGAAAACCCAGACAUCAUAGUGAAAGCCACCGUGUUAUAAAGGCUGUAUGUCUCCAGUAACGCACAAUGUAUUGAUGUCCUCAUUUCUUUCCUGUAAAUUGUAAUAUUUGCCUUAGAUCUGUGACAGAAACCUGACUUUCAUGAAAUAGUGCCCAGCAUAGGCAGAUACCCACUCUCAAACAUAUGUGCUGGCCUUGCUCAGUUUUAAAAACAAAACAGUUAGUGUGUAUUGAAGCAUAUUACCAGGUAUCAAAAUGGCUGUCCAAUUCAGUUAGUCUGUGUAAUUACCCAGGGCAAGAGAGUACAAUGUUCCUGCCUUGCCAAAGACUUUAGAUGUGAAUUUGCUAAUGGAAUGCUUGACUGACUGGAAAAUAUAUUUCAAGAUGGCAUCUAGUGCCAAUGGAGCUGGCUCCAUGCUCCCUUUUCCUGGAGAUAUCUGGUUACCUACUCUGGUAUUCAGUAUCUCAGCUGCUAUGAAACUAAGCAGGGUUAAAACUACACACAAAGUUCUGGUUGUGUGUGGGAAUACUUUGAAGAUGUUUGGCAUAUAAAUUCUCUGAAGUGACCUUGAGGUGUCAUUCAUGUUACUGAUAACUGCUCUUGUUUCUUUCCUAUGAACAGCUGCACAGCUUCAUUUUUUGCAGGUACUGGCUGCUUAUUUCUAAUGUCUGUAGGUGCCCCCAUGAUUUUCUUCCAAAAGCUGCUCGAGAAACAUCUUCAUUAAUAAGAUAAUAACUUUAUUCAGUAGCACUGAUUAGAAAUUUGUAGUUCUACCUCUGAGGCCAGGCUGAUUCUUUGUUUAGUUUUUAACUAAGGACAAACAUCCUGUAAGUACAAAGGAGAAAGCAGCUCUUACCCUGAAAGCUGGCUACCCUAGUUUGUUCUUCAUGGGUGGAUGUAUUUACAAACUAUGUAGGGCACUUCCACUUAACAAUAGUGAGCACUAUUGGCAGCUUACCAAUGAAGCAAUGUGGUAAAAGUAAUUUUUUUUAGUUUAGUAAGGUUUAGUAAGUUACGUAUGUUUGCCAAACGCAGUGAAACAUACAAAAUUAAUUUGUUCAUAAUGUAAGUCUCUGCAGCCUAUGCUGAUUAGAGAUGACAGAAAUGCAUUCAUAUUAAUGCAUCUUUAUUUCAGAAUUCUGCUUCAUAAGGCUUCAAAAUGGGUUUCUUAAUAAUUUCAGCAUUCUAUACGUCACAGCUACAUAUUAUACCAGUAGGGCAGAUAUGCUGACAGGUACUGACCACUCGUACUUCCAUGUGAUUUCUGUAUGGUACUGAGGUUCUUGCUUCUCCUAAGGUGAGGUCUAGUCUGUUGUUAAAUCCAAAUUAAGUUGAUGAGCUUUAUUUGUGUCAGACAGCAUAGGGAGAUUAAAAUUGCAUUUCUACUUGCAGUGACAUGAAGCAAAUUUGCAUUAGAGGAAAGGGCUGAGUUUUUCUUGAUUACCUGAGUAUGCCCAGGAAACUCAGUCUUGGGUAUCUCCCAGAUACCUUUCCUGCAUCUUCCUCAUCACACCUGCCUAACUGAUAGUGUCACUUGCAUAGCUUGGGAGUCCCGAGGAGAGCUGGUUUGGAGAUUGCUUUGGCCACUGAAGUCUUCACUUAUCCCACCAUUUUUGUGGAUUUUCUGCCAUUGUAAAAGUUAAUUGGGUUCACCUAAUAGAAGAGUAAUUUAUCCUUGAAGUGAAUUUUUAGCUGAAUAGAUUUUUUUCGUAGAGUAAGAUUUCAUAAUUAAUACAUUUCUGAAAUCCCUCAUUUUCAGUAUCUCUGAAGCAAAUGAAAUUUAAGAGAUGAACAUGUUUUUCAGUAAAUGUAACAGGCAAACCUCAGGCUUUCACUCUCAACAACUAAUAAUAAUUUUAUUUCCUCUCAUGCAUUUGGCAUUAAAAAUGGAAAAAAAAAAUUCAUAUGACUUGAGAAUGUCAAGGGGGAAAAAAAAAAAACCAAACCAGAAAUGACCUACAAAAUGUGACUCUACUGCCACAGUUUUUACUAACCACUGCCAUGAAAUAACUUUCUAGCAAUAAUAAUUUUGGUGAUGUGAAGAGUUGCUAAAAUUAGCAGUCAGUAACAGAGAUGAGCUCAUGGCUGAUAUCCAACAUGUAAAAAGACAAGAACUAUCUUAACAAUGUGUAUCAAUACCUGAUGGGAAGCAGUGAAGAAGGAGCCAGACUCCUCUCAGUGGUGCCCAACGAAGGGAUAACAAGCAAUGGGCACAAAUUGAAAUAUAGGAAAUUCCAUUUAAACAUUAAAAAAACUUAAUUCACUGUGAGGGUGAUCAAACACUGGCACAGAUUGCUUAGAGAGGUUGUGGAGUCUCCAUCCCUGGAGAUACUCAAAACCUGACUGAACAUGGCCUUGAGCAACCUGCUGUAUUUGACCCUGCUUGUGGAGUGGGGUUGGACUAGACAAUCUCCAGAGAUCCCUUCCAACCUCAACCAUUCUGUGAUUCUGUGAAAUACAAUGAAUUGCCUUUCCUGGCAGUGCUGUAUUUUUAAAUUGAUGCAAAUAUUUUUUUCUUCCUGAGACACAAACUUCCAGACAGGCUAGGAAAUAGCUCAGUUUUAAUAAUUUGCCCCUCUUUUAGGUAAGCUGCUUUUUGCUUGGGUAGUUGUGCCAGAAAUACAAUUGCCUUUUUUGAGAUAGUUGCUUUCAGCAAAAAUACUUAAAUACUGUAGCUGGUGAUGCAUUUCAACAGUUGAACACAAAAGUAUUUUAACUGUUUCUAGCGUUGAUUAAAGCAGCGUUACAUGCUAUAUUCCAAACAGAAGUGUGAUUCUAUGAGCUGCUAUGGGUCACAUACAAAAAUCUUCAGGUGGCCGAGCUUUGAGACCUCUACUGGUUCCCUCAGAUUGCCAAGAACUAGAUGAAUCCCAGGAGCAGUUCACAUGCAGUAAAUGACAUUUGAUUUCUACGGUCCCAUGGCUCCAGCACAGAUCUUAGCUGGGUCUGGAACUGGCUUCUGGUACACUGUCUCCUAUAGCCAGGGCUGUGGAUUGCCCAGCACCCCCUGCACCAGCCCUGGCUUCAUUGCCAGUCACGUAACAUGGCCUGGCUUGGGAGCUGCGUGGGGCCAAAUUGAGAGCCAUAUGGUGGCCAUCACUGCACUAGUGCAGUGCAAAAUUGAGGUUCUUCAAUUCUUCACAUCAGAGGACCAACAGGAGAGAGAAGCUCAAAAUUGACCUUUUAAACUUUUUUUAAGCAGCAGUAACAGUCAAAAUUUGCUGUCAAAGAAACCCUACCUGUUGUAAGCAUGUACUACAGAACAGUCCUUUUAGUAAGUGUUAUACAGCACAAUUUUUUUGUUGUUUUCACAAGGGAAUUGAGUGAAAGGCAAGGGCUGGUCUUUCUGAAAUAAAGCAGCUUGGAAUUUAGGAAACUUAAAGCUAUCUUGCAAACAAGGUUUUAUGUGUAAACCAUAAUGAACCAUGAUCUUACCAUAAAAAAGAAAGCGAUAUAUUUGUUGGAGCAGCUUAUACCUUUCAGGUGUGAUCAUCUUUUCCCACUGCUUCAAAGAAUGGAUCAGUUCAGUAAUUCACAGCUUCCAUAGAAUGUGACAUACCCAUGUUAAAAAAAAAAAAAAAAAGGCAUGAUGAUACUAAUGUGCUCAAUUUGCAAAAGUUCAUAUUUUGCAGUAGCUAGAUUCUGUAGCAAUGGGCUGCUAGCUGCUUCUGCUUAAGUCCCCAGGGAGUUGCUCAUGUGAUACCUGUUUUAAACUCCUACUGACCUGAUCUAAAUUAGGUCAGGUUUAUGUCUUCAGUGAAGAAUUGGGCUUAACAUCUCUUGCCAGGAACAAACAUCAGAAAUUAUCUGUAAAUAUAUUCUGUAGCUAAUGUUUUGUAGUCACAACAGGCUAACAGGUAUUUUUAAAUGUCAAGGUAUACACACUUAAUACUUGGAUGCUUUUUUGUUUGUUCAGUUACACAGCACUUUUUCAUAAUGUUUGCAGAACAAAAUUCAAAGACUCAGCACAGUUCUGUCCAAUCUUUUACUCCCUCCUCUCCUCUUGCAUAUAAUAGUCUGUAUCUGUUUCUGAGUUCUUACUGUCUUUCUGGUGCAGCUGGAAAGUGUCUCUGUAUUAGACAGCUGCUCACUACUUAUUUAAGGGCUUGGAGGAGACUUAUCAGGGUUGUCUGAUGCACUUGCAGAUCCUUAGGUAAAGAAAAAUGGUUAGUCUAAACUAGUUUAGGUCCCAAUCGAUUACAGAAGAACAAGCACUUUAGCCCAGAGAGUGGAGUCAAUAACUAAUGGAUAAUCUUCCAUGACCGUCCUAACAGCAUGCAAGGUGUCUGUAACCCACCAGUCCAGCAUUCACCACUUAGGGACUGCUGACUUCAUUGCCACACGUAUGCCCAUGUGUAUGUGUGAAGUUAGCAGCAAAGGACGCUUCUAAUGGUGAAGUGUAUGUACGCAUGGGAAUGGUGAAUCCUUUGUGUUUGUGUCCAGUCGACUUCUGCACUGUUCGUUCUUUUCACUUACUAGAAGUAAUUUCUGCUGGAUCCCUUUUUUCUGGAAUGAACUUUCCAGUGUAUGUGGUCAGCCAUUUUGAUUACUGCAGGUGCACUCAUUUGUGGAGCUGUGGUGCAGGAGAGACCAAAAGUUUUUUAGAAAUUAUCUACUCUAUUCUGGGCCCGGAUUAGUCUCUAAAUGCUUAAAAUUGACAUGUACCUCUUUGGGAGACAUGCAUAAAGACGUGCUAAGAUCAAUGCUAUUCAUACUCUAUAUAAACAUUUAAGAAAUCUGCAGUAUGAAUUGUUAACAUUAAUGUUUGUUUGCUGAUUUUUUAUCAUAAGCAGGAGAAAUCUAUAAUCAAUGUGUUAUACAAAAGAAUCAGAGGACCAAGGUUUCUAGCUACUCAUACUACCUUUUUUGAGUAUCUUAACUGUGUCUUGAUUGGUGUUAAUUUGUUGUCUGAGACUGUUACGGUGAUUGUAUUGAUUCAUUUUAAAAUAUGUGGCAAGGAAGAUUGUAAUAAAAGCAUCUACAUUUAAUAUA
This is a messenger RNA of Harpia harpyja (harpy eagle), 5978 nucleotides long. RefSeq names its product pyridoxal kinase (gene PDXK). Gene Ontology annotation, cellular component: cytosol. The record is from RefSeq and is a predicted model, not a curated record. NCBI's taxonomy places the organism in Eukaryota, Metazoa, Chordata, Aves, Accipitriformes, Accipitridae. The transcript is spliced from 11 exons. Gene Ontology annotation, biological process: pyridoxal 5'-phosphate salvage. Bases 82 to 1026 code for a protein of 314 amino acids. Gene Ontology annotation, molecular function: pyridoxal kinase activity.